AUGCAUUUUUUAAUAUUUAUAAUUAUAUUAAUAUUAUUGAGUAUUGCAUGGAUUCCUGUAAUUCAAGAAUUACAAGGCAGUCAAUUAUUUAUUUAUAUUCAAGCUAUUUCAGCUUAUCUUGCUCCACCUGUAGCUUCAGUUUAUUUAUGCGCUGUUUUAAUUAAACGAACUACAGAAAAGGGAGCAUUUUAUGGAUUAAUGUAUGGUUUAAUUAUUGGUUUAAUACGAUUAAUAUUAACUAUUAUAUAUCAUGAACCAAUAUGUGGUGAAUAUGAUCAUAGACCAUGGUUUAUUAAAAAUAUACAUUAUAUGUAUUUUGCAUUAUUUUCAUUUAUAACAUGUGGUAUUAUUGUAUGUUUAUUAUCAUUAAAUGAAAAACAAUUAACUAAUGAACAAUUAUAUCAUUUAACUUAUUGGACUGCAUGGGAUAAAUCUAUUAAUCAUUCAUUAUAUAAUAAUAGCAAUUUACAUAAUCAUAUUUCAUCGAAUGAAAUCAUUCCUAAUACUAUAGACAAUGAGAAUAAUGUUAAUAUAAUUAAUAAUAUUCAUUAUUAUCAAUAUGAAAAUAAUGAAAUCAUUAAUAAAAGAGAAAUAUCAUCAACUUCUGAAUGUCAACAACAACAACAACAACAACAGCAGCAACAGCAAAAAGAAUUUGUUAAUAAUAAAACUAUAGAAGAUCAUGAUUUACCAGAUAAAAAAACAUCUCAAACUUCACCAUCAUCAUCAUCAGAUUGGUAUAAAAUGAUGAAAAAUAUAUGUUUAUGGUUCUGUGGUUGUGCUGAACAUCAUCCAUGUUCUAAUAUACAAUGUAAUCAUUGUUAUUGUUUAAAAUUAUGUCAUAAUUUCACAACUCAUAUACAUUCAAAUCAUAAGAAAAUUUAUAUUAUCACAACAAAUGAUCUUGAUAAUGAUAAGAAAUUAGAUAAUUUAACAUUAGAAAAUAAUAAUCAUUUUAAUUCAGAUGAUCAUUUAACAAAGAUUACUUCAUUAAAACAAAAUCCCAAUAUAAAAUUAAGUUUAUAUAUUGGUUUAUUAUUCAUUAUUAUUUUAUCUAUAUUUGGUUUUAUAUUUUUUUCUAUUUAUUUUGGUUCUAUAUCCAUUGGUCCAUUACCUAUAACUAUUAAUAAAAUAAUAAUAAAUGAUACAAUAAAAAAUGCUAUAAAAUCAUUAGAAUAUUAUAGAAUAGUUACAAUACAAUAA
Molecule: messenger RNA, 1203 nt
Organism: Schistosoma margrebowiei
Lineage: Eukaryota; Metazoa; Platyhelminthes; Trematoda; Strigeidida; Schistosomatidae
Source: the annotation of a GenBank genome assembly